UAAAAUUUCACUUAAUGUUUAUCUUAGCCAGCUUCUUAUAACCUUGAAUUUUUUAUCUCUUUGCACUGGACUGAUGACAUGGCUAGAAUACUUUGCAGUUUUCUUUAAACACGAACUGGGAGUUAGCUUUCUGUUAUCAGUAAAAAGUAUGAGUUGAUGCUAGUUUUAAUGAGGACUUUUUACUGUUUAUGAGAUAGGCUUUUGGGCCAAGCAAGACCUACAACCAGUCAUAACUGUGGCAGUCUUGCAUCUGUACCAGAAAGUGAGAAUACUGUCUUUAAAGUCAGUUUCAGACAGGAACAGUCAUUGUGAACCAUAGUGUCAAAAUUUUAACACAAAGGAACACUUCUUUUUACCAGUAUACAUUUAAUAUGACAAGGGGACCUAACAAACAUGAAUGAACCCUGAUAUUUAAUGUAUAUUUGAGCAUAUGAUUGCAAAGCAUUUUAUCUACAUUGAUUCACAUUUCUCUUCAGUUAAGUUGAUUUCGUAGAAACAUUAUGACCAGGGCUAUCAGUUUCCAUAGGAAUUGGUUCCCAGUAUUUUUAUUCUGUUGUGAACAUUGACAUUGUGUUUCUGUUGUCUGUUUUCUGCCUUGAAAUGAUUCCUAAAGAUUGUGCUCUUAUCCUAAGACUGAAUUUUUUUGCAGGUGUCUUGGUUGGGGAACUUUCAUCAAAAACUUUGCUAAAGUUGAUGUCUGUUUUUCCAGCUUAGAAUAAUAGGAGACAUCCAAACAUGGAUUCUCUUAUUGCUUGGAAGGCAGAAAUCAGGUGACAUAUUUUUCUGUCAUCAUCUCCCUUAGACUCUUUGUCAGUUCAUUCCUGCCUUCACUCAAAGCAGAAAUUAAUAUUUCUUCUGUUUUCUGCUUAGCUCAGAGCUUCUUGAUUGUGUUUCUUCUUGUUCUCCCUUUUAUUUUCCUUUUGUAUUUUCAAGUGUUUAUUUUUCCACUGUUCUGUUUUUCCUUCUUACCCUUCUUCUCAUAUUUUCUUUGAUGGCUGCAAUGGGAAAAUGGGUCAGUAAGCCUGAUUUACAAAAAGGGAAACAUGUAAGAAUUGUUAGGAAGAAGCUUUCCUGUGAAGGAAACUGGCACAAUGAGUUGCCUCUCUCUAAGGUCUGCUAGAACCACAAGAGCCCUUCCCUCUAAAGAAUGGAUCUCAUUAUCUCCAGCAUCCACCAUGGUGGGGGAUCCUCAGUCUAUUUAGAAUCCUCCCUUGUGGAUAGUCAUGUCUUAAUGCUUUCAAAUGAGCCCAUGAUUUUGGGAGCAGGCAAAAUUUUCCAGGGUAAUGGAAAAUGUGCACUAUUUGCAAAUGGCAGCACUGUUAGCAAUGCUAUUAAUGGCCACCAGAGGGUACAAAAGGGCAAUUUUAGUAAUCUUGGACUACUUUUAAUUGCAGAGGAAACUUUGGUUGAAAGUUUUGAUUCAGCAUCAAUUUGCCAAGUUUUUUGGGGCCCUCAGAAGGCAACAAAAGCUUUCAGAGCCCAUCUUUUUCUUAGCUGUCUGCCUACUUUUCUGGAAAGAUUUUGUGUCAAAAAUAAAGGAGGUAGUUAUUAAAAUUUCUGUUCAGCUUCUUAAAAAAAUUCUAAGUGUUCCCAGAGUAGGUGCAUUAUCAGGCCUUCAGAAUCAUUUCCUCUUCAGAAUAGCAAAGUGGUAAAGGCUCAAAUAUUUUAAAAGUACAUAUGACAGGCCCAUGCAUCCUAUCAACCUUUAAGUCCCUUAAUUGUAAUCUCCUAAGAAGAAAAAUAUCCCCAAAUUGAAGGCUCUUGCUACUUAAGAUGGUAAUCAAACCUUUGCCAGUUAAAAUAGGUGAUACUUCUAAAUAGCAGAAGCUUUGAAUUUAUUGUUAGGUUGUAUCCCCUACAAAGCAGGUUAUGUUUCCUUGGUGGAAUCCCCCAGGUUGUUUUGCUGUCAGAAGCCAUAGUGCCAAAAGAUUGUGAUACACUUAAGGGACUUUGCUGAAAACAUUUAGAUUUAGCCCUAAAUGGGAGUCCAAAGACAGAUUCUGGGGAAUUGUGGCUCUACCUAGUGGAACAAGGACAAAGUCUGGGAUUGUCACUGAUUUAAGAUGAUUGAUAAUGUGUUGAAGCAUUUAUCAAUCUGAGUGGGGUUUUAAUAUAGAUAACGUUUUAUGUAUUUACUUUUUAAAAUCUAUGUAUUUAUUGAAUGGAGCGGGUCUUUGACCACAAUAAAGUUUAUCUAUCUAUUUAGAUUUAGCCCUGUGGGAAGACUGUGAGGCAACUACCAUGGCCUUUUGGGUACCAUGAACCUCAUUUAUUCUAUGUCCUCUCUAUUAUGUUUGGAAGAUUUAGUUCAGGACACCAACUGACAUUAUGGUAUUAUUUUGAAAAUAUCCAAGCCUCAGUCUUACUUGAAGCCACAUUAGACUUACUGCUGUUUUUGGUCAGGGUUAUAGCAACCAACAUGGUGGCUAGCGGCUACUUAUGAGUCAGGUACUGGAGUGUAGACUUUGUUUCUGGAACCAGUCUUAUUUCUGUUCCUUUCAUGAGAUCGUUUCUUCCCUUUAAGUGAUGGUUUGGCAUAUGCUUAAUCUUCUUAAUAGUUGCAAAGAAAGAAUACUGUCACACAAUUUUAGAUCUCAGAUACUUCAAGAAAUGUGUAUAGAAAUGCAAAUUUCUUAGAAAGACCUUGACUACCAUCUAAGAACUCUUUACCAACAAUGGGAAAUUUCAGUAAAUUUAACCAAGUAGUAUUUGCAUAUUCUUAUUCUCUCUGAUCAGUACAAAUUUCUCUAGUUCACCUACAAAAACUCUUUUAAAUAAAGAGUUCUGCCCAUGAACCUCUCACAUAUUUACAAAGCCAGUGGUGCACCUGUGUCUAGUCACUAUUUGCAUAGUCCUGUCCUAAUGGCCUUCUCUUUUGGCAUCUUUGUCUCCAAGGCUAAUCAGGACCUGCAGAUAAUUCUGGAGCACUAUGAAUUCCUAGUGAAUUGCCUUGAAAGCCAUCUACUUACAGCCAUCACAUUACCUCUAGUGACUAGGUACUAUCAUGGACACAUUCCAGGAUCUCAUUUCAUUUUUUUCUGUAGAGGUUCAGAAAGCUUGAACAAACAACCAGACAUCUCUGAUACUACAAAAUAAUGAACUUAAUGGGUCUCACCCAUGUCUUGGUCAUGGUGAACAUUGUUUGAUUUGACCUGUUCUCAGGAGAACAUAUUGGCAUGACCAAGGCUUCUGAUCAAUGCAGGAAGUAACCAAGAGUAUAAAUUGGCUGAACUUCAUUUGUUCACUGUAGUACUUCAAGCAUUUACACCUAUUGUCUGUGGGGCUUGCCCUAGACCUGGACUAGGGUGAUCCUUUGUACAAAGACUCUGUGUAACUCCCCUGACUUAGGUGAUAACCAGGCAGCUCCAGUAGCAGUUAGGAAGCUACAUUGGGUUGUUCAGCUGUUCAGUGGUGGGUUGUACCUUGCUCAUGGAGCCAGAGGAUAAAGGCAUCUGCAGGCACCAGUAGGUGGAACCACAGCCUGACACUCGGGAGAAGUAUACACUUCAAGACCAUCAGCAGCAAGGCUAUUUGAGAGCAAAAGUCUAUUUCAGAAUUAGGGGUUCAUUGAAGCCAAGCAUUUACCUUGCAACUGUACCUGGUAGUGGGCUGGGAGACUUUAUCAUAGAUGCUUUCAGUUGAGAUCAACUCAUUGCAGAAACAACAUCUCUAUUUCAUCUGUCACUACUUUGCAGCCUAGUUUUCUUGACUUUGGAAUUGAUCUCUUGCUUCUGAUCCCUGGACUUCUGAGAAGAGUCAGUUCUUUGGAUUGUACUUGAUUUGAAUGGCUGCCUGUGCUUGACUUCAAUUCUACCUUAGACUACUUUGGGCUACCCUUGUUCUUGACUGGUAAUACUGUGCUCUUGACCUCGGCAUGCUUUCUGGCUUUUCUGAACAGAUUUGCCCCUUGCUUGGCACAGGACUGAGCUUGUCCUACUCAUAGCAUAGGAUCAUAACAUCACUUUUCCUAAUAAAGACAACAUUACAUCUGUGGCACAGUAGGCAAGAAGUAACCAGCUCCAGGACUUUUCCAAACUCCAUAGUCCUGCUAUCAUGGGUUGAGAACAGUCUACAGUCAGCAACAGCUUGUUAAAUCUGAACAUGAGGGUAGACAUCUUCAGCCACCAAACUCCAAUCAGAAGAAUGGAAUCUGGAUCUGUCCACCUUCAUAGCAAUCCAGAAGUAAUUAAGUUCUCCCAUACUGAACCUGUUUGUGUUGCUGGCAGUCAUAAGACAUAGAAAGUCUGAAGAGAGCAGAAUGGAGACCUUAACAUCAGCUUUGUCUAGGACUCUGUUAUACAUACUUCCUCCAACUCUACUCAUCUCUGGGGUUCUGCACUAGCUUUGCUCAUAGGGUGAUCUUAGGGUGCACCUUCUGGCCACAAUCCCCCUGGUUCUUGGAGAUUCUGCAGCUUUCAUAAUUAUCUCUGUGGUUUCUAUCAGUCAAAACCAGUCUGCUCUCUCUUAGACCUAUAUAAUACCUAGUUUAGUGUGGUGCUGCUUAAGUGUAUGGAAAUUGAAAGAUUACUUUUAACCACAGGCCAGCUGGGAGAAGUAAUCAGCAUAUGCCUCACUUCCAGAAGGCAAUCUACAAGCAAGAUCUGCACUUUUUCUGGAAAUUGUUUGUUUGAUGGAACAGGAAAAAUGUGAUUGAGCACAGGACAGAAAGUAUAGAAGAAUUACUAUACUUUGUACAGGCAGGUUUGAAACGAGUCUUUGAGCCCAACACCUUGAAAUACCAGGCUGCCACCCAUGCCUUAUUGCAGGCUUCAGAUCAUUUGAGUCUCACCUGAUCUUUAAAGAACCUUUAGAAGUGUGAGUCAUCAUCUUGGAUACUAUGUGCAGCAGUCUUUCAGACUUUGCUGAAACUUCUCUUGUAUCUGCUGAAAUGAACUUUUAUCAGGAAAGGUACGUACAGGAGAGAUGUGACUCAGUUGCUACCCGUUGCCCUCUCAGCAUUUUGAUACUGUAAGCUGCAUCAUAUUCUGGACCAGUUGUGUGGGCAUGGAGUAGGAGGCAAUGUAAUGCAUUGGUUCCAUUUCUGUUUGCAGAUCCAGUUUCUGACAGUGCUGUUGUGGAAUCUUGGACCCUUGAUAAUUGUGAUGUGAGGUUCUAUGCAGCAUGAACCUGUCACCUAUGCUUUUUAAUAUCUGUAUGAAGCUGUUGUGUCUGAUCAUUGGGGAUUUGUAGUAAAGUGCUAGCAAUACGUGGAUGACACUCAACUAUAUUUCUCUGUUAUAUCGAAAUCAGAUGUGGUUGUGUAUGACUUGGACAGUGUCUGCAUGCAGUGGUGGGUUGGAUGAGAGUCAGUCCACAGCUAUUGACUCCUAGCAAGAAUUAGGCUCUAUGGGUGGUAGUUCCUGGUUCUAGGAGUUGGAUAAUUAGCUUGUCCUAGAUGGAGUUGCACUGCCCCUACAUGUACAUAAACUGGGGUCCUCUUAGACUCAUCUCUGUCUAGUGGUUUUAACAGCAAAGAAGGCCUGAGUGGUUUUAAUAGCAAAGAGGGCUUAUUAUCUGCUGCAGUUAGUAUAGUGGCUAUGGCCAUUCUUUGAUAUAGAUAGCCUGGCUGUAAUAAACUCUGUAUCUCUAAACUCAAGAUUAUUCUAAGGCCCUUUGUGUGAGUCUAUUCAGAAGCUGCAGCUAGUGUAGAAUGGAGCAACUACUUUGUUCAGCAGAGCUUCUUACUGUGCACAAUAUAACUCCUGUGCUGAAAGCUCUUUCCUGGCUGUUAGCUCACUAUUGAGUCAUGUUGGAGGUGUUGCUUCUGGUUUAUAAGGCCCUAAGCAAGUCAGGAUCAGGGUAGCUGGAGACAGGCUUUUCUAGUAUAGUUCUUCCUGUUCUCUACCUUCAGAAUGAGACUGCUUGCUUCUAGUACCCCACCGUACUGAGGUUCAUUCAGCCAUGGUAUGGAGGAAUGGUGUGAAAUUUCAUCAUGUGAAAUUAACUCCCCACUGAUAUCUGGCAGGGUCCUAGUAUGGAAGUCAUUUUCUGAACCCUUCAUGAUAGGUAGCUAAUUCAUGAAAUUAAGGUAUACUGUCAUUUCUUUUUUCUGUUCAUAAUCCUUCUACUUUUAUUUGUAACUUCAUAAAUCUAUUUCUGCUACAACUUUGGGCCACAAAAUAGUACUAAGGAAGAACCUAGAGGAGGAGAUAAUAAAAAAAAAUCUAAAUCACAUGUUUCUUGCAGUAGGAACAGAUAUAGCCCACAAUUGGAUGCUUCCAUACACUAAAUAAUAAAGAAGCACCAAGUGAACCAUGAAUAUUCAUAUGGCUGUCGAGAACAAUAUAGUGAAAGGAAUGUUCAGCCAUUUCAACCAGAUCUUAACACUAGUAUGAUGUAUUACUAUGAUGAUGGCACAGGAGUGCAGAUGUAUUCUCUGGAUGAAGUGGUACUUAAAGAAUACAUUAAACGCCAAAUCGAGUAUUAUUUCAGUGUAGAAAACUUGGAAAGAGAUUUCUUCUUGAGGAGAAAGAUGGACCAACAAGGAUUCUUGCCUAUUUCUUUGAUUGCCAGCUUCCAUCGGGUACAAGCUCUCACUACAAAUGUUAGUCUAAUAUUAGAGGCCUUAAAGGACAGCACAGAAAUAGAAAUUGUAGAUCAAAAAAUGAGGAAAAAGGUAGAACCAGAAAAAUGGCCAAUUCCGGGUCCCUCUCCAUGCAGUCUUCCACAGACAGACUUUUCUCAACUUAUUAACUGCCCAGAAUUCAUACCAGGCAAAGCUUUUGGCUCAUAUACUGAAUCUGCACCAAGUUCUCCAAGAAUGGGAAUUUUAUGUACUAAGAAAAGUACUGAAACAAGUAGCCUUCAAACAAUGUCUAAAGGGUUAUCUACAAGCUUGCCAGAUCUGGACUCUGAACCUUGGAUAGAAGUGAAAAAAAGACACCGGCCAUCUCCAGCUAAGCCAAAGGAAACUGUGCUGACACUUGAGGAAAAGUUGGGGCAUGAGCAGCCACAGCCCCUGCUUUCAGAGGAGCAAGAACAAGAAGAACUUGAUUUCUUGUUUGAUGAGGAGAUGCAACAAAUAGAGGGCCGCAAAAAUACAUUCACAGAGUGGUCAGACAGUGAUUCAGAUUAUGAACUUGACGAUCAGGAUUUAAAUAAGAUUUUGAUUGUAACGCAGACACCACCAUAUAUGAGAAAACAUCCUGGAGGAGAUCGCACUGGCAACCAUGUUUCACGGGCAAAGAUUACAUCAGAACUUGCCAAAGUUAUUAAUGAUGGCUUAUACUACUAUGAACAGGAUUUGUGGAUGGAGCAGAAUGAAAAUGACUGUGUUGCUCUGAAGCAAGAAGUUGAAAAUUUUAAAAAAUUAAAUCUCAUCAGUAAAGAGGAAUUUGACAAUCUUACACCUGAGCAUAUCAUUGAUCCAAAUCAAGAUCUUCCUCCUGGUCCUUCAAGGUCUCAAGAAGAUUUAACUGAAGAGCUGGCUUGUAAGUUGUUUGGCAUUCAAGAAAUACCUCCAAAAACAAUGGCUCGCUCAUUGCCAACAGCAGUUCCUGAAUCUCCUAGAAUCCACCCUACCAGAACACCUAAAACACCUCGUACACCAAAACUUCAGGCUCCCAACAAAGCACCAAGAUUCUAUCCUGUGGUUAAAGAAGCAAGAUCCAUUGAUGUUAAGACAAGAAGGAAAAGAAAAACACGGCAUAGUACUAACCCUCCAUUAGAAAGUCAUGUUGGCUGGGUAAUGGAUUCUAAGGAUCACAGGCCAAGAACAUCUUCUAUAAGCAGUUCAAAUACAUCACCUCUGGAAGGUGCUCCACUAUCAGGAAGUUAUGGAUGUACCCCUCAUUCACUUCCCAAAUUUCAGCAUCCUUCUCAUGAACUUUUAAAGGAAAAUGGUUUUACGCAGCAAGUGUACCAUAAGUAUCGCCACAGAUGCCUAAAUGAAAGAAAACGGCUGGGAAUUGGCCAGUCUCAAGAAAUGAACACACUCUUCCGUUUCUGGUCCUUUUUCCUCAGAGACCACUUUAACAAGAAAAUGUAUGAAGAAUUCAGGCAACUUGCUCUAGAUGAUGCAAAAGAACACUACAGAUAUGGUCUAGAAUGUUUGUUCCGGUUUUACAGCUAUGGGCUGGAAAAAAAAUUCAGACAAGAGAUCUUUAAAGACUUCCAAGAAGAAACAAAAAGAGAUUAUGAAUCUGGUCAGCUGUAUGGUUUAGAAAAAUUUUGGGCUUAUCUAAAGUAUUCGCAGUCUAAAACUCCACCUAUUGAUCCCAAACUUCAGGAAUAUCUAUGUAACUUUAAAAGAUUGGAAGACUUCAGAGUUGAUCCUCCCAUUAAUGAAGAAUCAGGGAGAAAAAGGCAUUCAACUGGUGAGGAACGUGACUGUCAUAAACAUCAGUCCAAUGCUUCAAAGACCCUUCCUGGUAAUUCCACAGCUGCCUCUCAGGUGUGGGUUCCAAUAAACUUUCCCACUACAAAUACUGUACAGGAGUUGAGUAACAGCAUACACCAGAACAACACUGCCACAAAAUCAAGAAGUGAUAAACCUGAGCAGUAGAUUCAGGUUAUCAUUAAGUUUGAACCUUGAAAUCAACUCCUAAUGCUGGUAUUCUAGCUCAAAGAUCUUCCAGGGAGCUAUUUUAAGCUGGAUUAAAAACAAAUGUAUAGGAAAACAAAGGAUUGCAUUUGCUUUCUCACAAGAUAAAAGUUCAAAAUAUAUCCCCUUAACCAAUUGUCCUGGUUUCAGGGAUCCUAAGGGAAUACGUUUAGUCUCAUUUUUGCUGCCCCUGACCUAUUGUUUACAAGAACUGCAUUCCAUUACAAUAUGCAAAUAAUACCUUGGGAUGCCUUAUAGUCCAGCUCAUUCUUCUUAAAGAAGUAAUGGUAUACGUAUGGUAACAUAGAAACUUUUUAUCAUUCAGAUGUUCCAUCAUUAAUUUUUAAAUGGAGAACAAUAAGUUGGCAUAUAUUGAUAGUACUAUCAACAUCAACUUUUCUUCAUAACACAUGCACACUCCAUGCUGUAUAGGACUGUGCACAUUUGGGUGCUAAAAUCUUGUUUUGCUUUUUAGUACUUUUAUUUCAGGAUCUCUGUGAUUUUCAGUUGUGUAUGGAGUAUAGGCAUCAAUCUGACUUGAUUUUCAGGGUGUUCUAUUUAAUGUUGGUUCUUAUUUGUACUUUAGCAAAAGUAGAUUGCAGAGUAGAAGGGUAUUAUCAUCUACAUUGUAUCUACAGUAGAAGCUGAAGGCUAAAUGGUGGCUCUCUAAUCAGCCUCCAGUUAGAAGGGUUUUUUAAAAUUUCCUUUGCAGUAUAGGUAAUCUUCAAGGAGAGAUUAUUUUUAAAUUUCCAAUUGAUUUUUUUUAGUAUUUGACAGUUUUAAUUUAAGAGGAAAGUAUAAACAAAUGUAGCACUUGUUCUAAAAAAAAAAGAUGUCAGAAUGGCACCAAAUAUGGAUUAGUAUAAAAUUUAAAUUCCAUGAUUAAGACCAGCUGAAUUGGUGAAGACAUCACUUUCCUUAAAUACAAAUGAUUUAUUCAAAUAGUUUUAAUACUUGUUGUGGGGUGAAAGUUAACAGGAUGAGUCAUCUGUGAUUUAUGACUCGUUUCAGCAAUUGUGAUUUUAAUAAUAAAGAAAUAGAAGGCUCUCUUCCUUAAAGUGGAAGGGGUAGUAGGAAUAGAUGCAUUUUAUUAUAUACAGCAAAACAGAUAGUUGGCAUUUUUCAGGUAACUUUAUAGAAAUAAAGCCUAAUACUGUUUAAUGCCUUGUUACUGGGAGAUAACGUAACCAAUCCAGCAUUUAGUUUCAAUAGAUUUUUAUGCUAUAUAGUUGGAAUUUAUUACCAUUUUACUGUCUUGUCAAUCUUAAUAGAACAAUUAUGAAUAUAUGUGCAUAUGAAUAUAUGGAUUUCCCAGUAAUUUAUUUCUACAUAACAAGCUAGCCUUUGAAAACUGCUCUAUUUUGCAAAGUUACUAGGAACUGAUGAUACACACUUUAUAUAUAGCAUCUUUUCAAUGUGUUGAAGUUAUUCAUCUCAAACCUGUGUUCUAUCUAACCACCUCCUCCAUGAAAAUGAUGCAAUUGUAAAUUUUGAUUUAAAUUGUAUAUAAAAGAAAUAUAUUUACUUUCAUUUCCUUGAAUGAAAUAUGUGCAUAUAAGUUUUUAUUAUGCAUAAUUUGUGGUAUCUCUGCAGAUUUUAUAAAAUAAAAAGUCACUGUGUAGUGUUGUACUUACAGUUUUAAUUUUUUAUGAUACCAGUUUUAUUAUAGCUGAUCUCAAAUUUGUUGUAUCAAUGAAUUACACUACUCAGGAAUAGGGACUUGAAUUGUGUAACCAGACUUUAAAAAUGUUUUAAGUUAUAAAAAUGUAUUGACUUAAAUUGUGUUAUGUUGCAAAACUUCAUAUAUUUACCAGGUAUUAGCAGUGGUAAGGAUACUGUGCUUAAUAAAGGAAAAUUCAGAGUGUUGCUUUUGAAUAAUGGGACAAGAUAUUGGGACAAAUGGAGAAGUUAUUGGCAUAGGUGGAACUGCCUGUUCUGUAGUUGCCCAAAUAUUUUAAAAGUUUCAUCUAGACAUGGACAGUGCAAUUACAGCUUCUUGAUCUCUUCUGGUGGCAGCUCAGAAAUGUUUACAUCUGGCAUUCUCUUGAGUUCACAAGAAAAAAAUAAAGUUGAGGGAAAAAACCUUAUCUUUCCUCUUAUUCUAAGUACCUGCACAACUUGUAGUCAUCAGCCUUGUACAGCAACCAGCCAGCUAGAGGCUUGCUGAUCAGGGGUUUGUCAGGACAUAGCUGGGGACUACAUUUGACUAGUCAGCCUUCCCCAGCCUUGUGCCUCCUAGACACAUUCGGACAGCAACACCCAGAAUUCCCCAUCAAUGACCCUGCUGGAUGGGAAUUCUGGGAGUUGUGGUCCAAAUGCCCGAGGGCCACCAUUUGGGGGAAAGCUGAACUAGAGGGAUCACAAGUUGUGCAAGGCAGGACUGUGCUCCAGAAAAUUACAUGUAAAGUACGUCUACAUGAUAAGAGUUCUCCACUCUUCUUGGCAAUCUUUAUUCAUCAGGAGCAGAUUCUUGGUAAAUCAUGUCAGAAAGAAGAGUAGCAUUCCACAGUUUAUCCAUUAGCCUUUGACCAAAGCAAGGUUUUAAUGUUUUGUGUUUUUCUCCUGAACUUCAAUAAGUUUAGUUUGGUAUUGUAAGGUUGAAAAUGAUAGAAAGAUUAAAAAAUGCAUAGAAAUACAA
This is a messenger RNA of Varanus komodoensis (Komodo dragon), 11180 nucleotides long. It is a transcript of the gene LARP1B, whose product is annotated as La ribonucleoprotein 1B. Gene Ontology annotation, biological process: mRNA stabilization; positive regulation of translation. The record is from RefSeq and is a predicted model, not a curated record. Gene Ontology annotation, molecular function: RNA cap binding. Lineage: Eukaryota; Metazoa; Chordata; Lepidosauria; Squamata; Varanidae. The transcript has 14 exons. The coding region runs from base 6332 to 8503 and encodes 723 amino acids. Gene Ontology annotation, cellular component: cytosol; cytoplasmic stress granule.